Messenger RNA from Kwoniella mangroviensis CBS 8507, 771 nucleotides. RefSeq lists its product as uncharacterized. The transcript has a single exon. Bases 1 to 771 code for a protein of 256 amino acids. Lineage: Eukaryota; Fungi; Basidiomycota; Tremellomycetes; Tremellales; Cryptococcaceae. The record is from RefSeq and is a predicted model, not a curated record.
AUGAAAGAAAAGUUGAAGCAAGUCAGAAUACUUACAGUACAUCAUCAUUCAAGUUAUUGGUGUCGACCUGAUAAAUUUCCUUCAAUCUUUUUACCCAAUCUGAUCACGUUGGAUAUACAAGUAGAUGAAGAAUUUUAUAAUCAUUUCCACGAUCGAACUAGAACACCUGCGCCUACCUCCAAUUCAUCCUGUCCAUUGCUAUUAGAAUUGAAACCGAAGAAUUUGAUUCUACGGAUACACGGAUUUGAAAGAGUGAUAUAUGGGUAUGGAGGAAUACCGUUAGGCAUAUUCGACAAGGUCGAUAGUGUGUUUCUCAUACCGAGAGUCGGCAUAGGGUACAUGGCUUAUUUCGAUCCUUAUGAGGGAUUAUCUAGAUCACCCCCUUCAAGGAUCAAAUCGAUUACUAUUAUAUAUAAGGUUAUCCCGGAUUAUACUUCAUCUGCACAAGAAUCGAUGAAGCAACGUAGAAAAGGUAAUAGAUACGCAAAGUUACAAAAGAUGGUAGAAGAUCUCGGAGAUAGCGAGAUCUCUCUUAUAAUAGUACUUCAGCGUUACCUAAGUGAGGGAGUUGAAGAAGAGAUGCAACAAGCGAUAAACAUUCAUUUAGAUGGGCUGCCGGAAAAGUUUUGGUCCCAAGAGAAAAAAGAGAAACGGAAGAAGAUGGUAGGGGUUUUGUCUUUGCAGCGGUGGGUGGCAGAGAGAUGGAGAUGGGAAGAUCGGUUUGAUGAAGAUGAGGUAUGGGGUUGGGAAGACGAAGGUGGAAUUUUGUAA